Molecule: messenger RNA, 3429 nt
Organism: Baudoinia panamericana UAMH 10762
Lineage: Eukaryota; Fungi; Ascomycota; Dothideomycetes; Mycosphaerellales; Teratosphaeriaceae
Exons: 2
Coding region: 267-3206 (979 amino acids)
Biological process (GO): phosphatidylcholine biosynthetic process
Molecular function (GO): phosphatidylethanolamine N-methyltransferase activity
Source: RefSeq, a predicted model, not a curated record
GUCUGCGCGUGCAGGCCACCUCUCCGUACCUCCAGCCAAUUGACUCCAUCGUCGCGGACAUGGUAGACUUGAGAGCAGACGUAUUCGCUACGAUACUUUCGCUCAGUUAGUGGGUUUACGGAGACGGUCAAGGUCUCCGCUCUCUCUUUCUGUUAUCUUCUUCUUCCCUCUCACAACUGUAGUCCCUACUGUCAACCGGCAAGAAGCCUCAAGUUUGCUCUACUUCAUAUGCUCCUCAACGAGCAGUAGUCACUAUCAAGCCUAGCAUGGCCGAGGUUAGUGGACCGCCCGUGGUUGACAUCAGCAGUCUGCGGGAGAGGCUGCCGCAGAAACCAGACCAGCCGUUGAAGGCCGACUCGACGGAUACAGCGCAAGAAGCUGUCAAGGCGCUCAACGAUCACGAAGCCAACGAUGACAAGGACGAGAAGGAGAAGAAAACCUUCGGUCGGACACCGGAUGGCACAGUGUUCACUGUUCCUCACACCGAGGACAUGGUAUCACAGCUCUUCGACCCAAGGCAACCUAAGAAUGCUUCAGACAUUGCAGUUGUCACCGCAUUGGCGUACUUGUUCGCGCUCUUCUACUUCUUACCGCCAGGCUGGAGAGUACCCGUAUUCGCGGUGACUUUUCUGUUCUGGAGGACGUGUUACAACGUCGGCAUAGGCUGGUUGCUGCACAACCAAUCACACUAUCAGCGUCUCGUGGCCUGGGCCAAGAAAGCGCGCAUUUUUGAAAACCCGGAGACAGGCAACAAUCCGCACCCAUUCCUGUACAAGUUCUUGAAGCAGGAGAUGGAAGCUAAGAUACCCAAGGACUACAAGUUCGAAGACGCGCCGAUAGAGUACAACACCUGGCUGGUAUUUCGUCGCGUGGUUGACCUGAUUCUAAUGUGCGACUUCACGUCGUACAUACUCUUUGCUGCAGCAUGCGGAGGUCGUCCACCGAGCGAGAAAACAAUGAUGACUGUUGCACGCUGGGUCGGUGGCUGGCUCCUGGUAGCGUUCAAUCUCUGGGUGAAACUUGAUGCCCAUCGAGUCGUGAAGGACUUUGCAUGGUACUGGGGCGACUUCUUCUUCCUUAUCGAUCAAGAGCUUACCUUCGAUGGCGUAUUCGAGCUUGCGCCUCACCCUAUGUAUUCGGUCGGCUAUGCUGGCUACUACGGCAUCUCCAUGAUGGCUGCGAGCUACAAGGUGCUAUUUAUCAGCAUAGUCGCCCAUGCUAUGCAACUGGCGUUUCUUGCACUGGUGGAGAGUCCGCAUAUCGAAAGGACAUACAACUCACCACCUCCACCAAAGCGACCGGAUGAAGUGCCUGCGACAAUGCAGCGGCCACCGUACAAGACACGAUUGCUUAGUGCCGGCGACAGUAUUAAGCAUCUGUCAUCUGCGGCCGACCAUGAGCCCUCUAGCGUUGUGCAUCUAAUAGGCUUGCACAACAUUGACUUACACCGUGUUGCUGACGUCUCGGUGCUGGUGCUGCAAGUUUACCUCUACACCCUAGCGUUUAUUACACCUUCAACAAAGGCAUGGCAGACCUUCUUCGUCGUGAGCGCCGUAAUAUGGAGACUGUGGUACUCGAUUGGAAUUGGCAUCAUUCUUGACCGCCAGUCCAAUGAGAAGAAGUGGACUCGUCACUUCCUCAAGUAUGGCGACGGCACCGAAGAAGCUUGGCGCCAAUGGAAAGGCAUCUACCAUCUGAGCACCGUGCUGUGUUACAGCUCGUUCAUCUGCGCCAGCUACAAGAUGUACGGCUUGCCGGAAGAUUGGACGAUUGGAAUGGCGACCCUGCGACAUGUACUUGGCGUUGCGCUCAUUGCGCUUCAACUGUGGACAAUCGCAAGCAUUUACGAAUCACUCGGCGAGUUCAACUGGUACUUCGGCGACUUCUUCUUCGAGCAGGCGCCGAAGCUGAAUUACGAUGGCAUCUACCGCUACCUGAACAAUCCAGAGCGCACCAUUGGUCUUGCAGGUGUAUGGGGCGCUGCAAUCAUCACAUGGAGCAAAGCGAUCUUUCUCCUGGCAUUACUGAGCCACGCCCUUAGCCUGUGCUUCAUCCAAUUCGUGGAGCGGCCGCAUAUGCAGAAGCUCUACCGCCGAAGCAUGCGUGAGACUUCUGGCGUUUCGAGGAGUAUACACCGCUCCCUUCCGUCACCGCUGCAGAAGUGGACCGGAAGCGUUGAUAAAGCGUUGGACAGCAGCAUCGAGUAUCUCGAGGAUGUCAUUGAGGCUGCACGACCGAAGCUUGCUGAAGGCUUAAGCACGUUCGUGACCGACUCCAGGACGUUGUUUCGACAAUUUCCGGCGCGGAUCAGCAUCACACGACUGGCGCCAGACCUCGCGGAACUGGAUGAGAAGGCUUACUCACUAGAGAUCGAUACGACGCAACCUGGAGUUGGCUACGAUCAAGCCACGCGUAGUGGCAGAGAAGGCGAGGACGCGCAACCACCGCCGAAUGAUCCGGACAGCUUCAAGAAGCUUACGGUAGAGUACGGUACACCUAUCAAGGUAAAAUGGACAGCUCCGCUGAGGCAUGGAAAGAGGGAUUGGGUAGGGCUGUAUAUGGUGGGUGAUAACCCUUCUCAUGACGUGACCAGAGUGUCUUCACAGGGGAGAUGGAUCGCCACAACGAAGGGAGCGUGGGAAUACAGCCAUGCUGAUGAGGGCGUUCUGGUUAGCGACCAGAAAGUUCCAGCCUCUGAAUUGGCGAAGAGUGGCGGGGAAGACUGUGUAUGUGGCGAGAUGCAAUUUAGCGGAGACAAGCUCUGGUGGACGCAAGGCAUCUUCGAGUUUCGCUACCACCACGACGCAAACUACAACGUCAUGGCGGUGUCGCAGCCCUUCGAGAUACGCAUCAAGCACUUCGAGGACGAGAACAUCGACUACACCGCGGAUGAGUCGGUCCGGAGAACUAUUGAACAAGCGCUGCUGCCGGUGGUGCAGAACUGCUUCGAUCGUGACCCCGACGUGGCUCCGCGCACCGCGGACGAAGCCUUUGGACCGACGCUGGAGCGGGAGGGGAAAUACGCGAAGCGCGUCGUGUAUGCUGUCCAGCAGAUGUUCGGCAUCGAGUUUGCGCCCGAGGUGGUGCAGGCGGACGGUAAUGUGAAAAACCUUGCGUGGAGGUUGUGCAAUGCGAAGAAAGUUCUGGCACCGUACAGUAUGGGACAUUCGAGAGGGCCUACAACGCCGCAGGGCAGUAGCGGAUGAUGCGAAAGGGAUCAGUACAUACAAAAGUUGGCUUGUACAUACGAAUGGCGGCUUUGGUAUGAUGUAAGCAAGUUUCCCGUUAUAUCGGACUGCGAAUGAAGCGCAAGGUGGAGUGCCGAAGCUGCGCUCAUCGGUCAAGAGGAUUAUAGCACAUUUCUUGUUGCGCCAUGCCGCUCACCAUUGUAUCGUCGUAGUCGUCAGCGGUAGGCGAAUCUAGUGGUGC